GCCUCUGUUAUCUGCAGACUGAAUCUGAGGACAUUCACAGACAGUCAUGGAUCAUCCAUGGACCCAGAUGUGGAAAUGGACUCUGUGUGUCCUCUUGUGUGGGAUGUCUGUGGGCCGAGGAUCAGCUACACUACAUUACAUGGUGGCCAUCCCUGCUGUUCUUGAGUCUGGAGCAGAGACUAAAUUCUGUGCCAGUCUCCUGCAGCCCAAUGAGUAUCUGCUCAUGACUGUCACUCUGGUGUCGCAGAACAGCAGCGUAACUCUGCUGGAGAAAACAUCCAGUACAGAAUUGAAUGAGUGCUUCCAGUUUCAGGACACGGUGGUGGCUCUUCAGGCUCUGUCCCUCUACUCCAGUCUGGUGUUCAGUCCUGAAGGUUCCAGCACAGUGACAGUUCAGUCUCCCAGUGGUCCGCUGACCUUUGGUGUGACCCCAGACAACAAGCUGCUCUACCAGGAGAAGAUUCUGCAGGGUGAGGCAGGAAAGUACAGCCUGGAGGUGAAGGGGACUGGAUGUGCCUCAGUUCAGUUCAACAUCCCAACCUUUACCGACGCCACCACACUGAGAGUGAAGGUUGAACCAGAGGCCGACUGCAGAGGCCCUUCUCACAAACCCAGACUGAACAUUCAGCUGCAGUCCCUGUGAGUCACAUGUGUCAAACUCAAGGCCCGUGGGCCAAAUCCAGCCCCGCGUACCUUUUUAUGUGGCCCUCUGGAUUCUAGACUAAACACUAAGUGUGCUUAAAUAUUAUGUUGUCAAUAAAAUCAAUGCAGUUUUUAUCUGCUCACUGCCAAAUUAUA
Messenger RNA from Xiphophorus hellerii (green swordtail), 798 nucleotides. Its product is annotated as alpha-2-macroglobulin-like protein 1. The transcript is spliced from 4 exons. The record is from RefSeq and is a predicted model, not a curated record. NCBI's taxonomy places the organism in Eukaryota, Metazoa, Chordata, Actinopteri, Cyprinodontiformes, Poeciliidae. Bases 47 to 643 code for a protein of 198 amino acids.